Plasmopara halstedii is the source of this 1968-nucleotide messenger RNA. RefSeq names its product dead deah box rna. NCBI's taxonomy places the organism in Eukaryota, Oomycota, Peronosporomycetes, Peronosporales, Peronosporaceae. Gene Ontology annotation, cellular component: nucleolus. The record is from RefSeq and is a predicted model, not a curated record. The coding region runs from base 1 to 1968 and encodes 655 amino acids. Gene Ontology annotation, molecular function: nucleic acid binding; ATP binding. The transcript has 2 exons.
AUGGCAUUUUCUAUCCACCAAUUGUUACAAAACAAUUUCUUGUCCAUGCGAUUUCGUGAAUUUAAGCCGGCACUUUGCCCUGAGAUUCUUGCAGAGGCCGAUGCUCAAGGAUUUGAGCAUAUGACACCUGUACAGGCGGCUACGCUGCCACUGUUUUUAUCCAAUAAGGAUGUGUGUGUGGACGCGUGCACGGGUAGCGGAAAAACGUUGUCCUUCGUGCUGCCCAUCGUACAACUACUUAAGGUCAAGCUGGAGGACGGCAGCAUCAGUGCACCGCGCCACUCCAAUAUGACUAAACUUGUAGCUAUGAUCAUCUCGCCCACGCGAGAACUGGCACGCCAAACUUUUGAAUGUGCUGAGAAAUUUCUUGCGCGUGCACUUCCCGAUAUGCAGCUGCUACUGUUUGUAGGUGGUACGAGUGUGGACGAUGACCUAUCGCUUAUUCGUAAGGCAGUUGGAAAAUGCUCAGUCGUCAUUGGCACUCCGGGGCGGACGGAGGAUCUCUUGAACCGCUGCGCGGGGUCUAGUGUUGAGACGCUGAGUCUGAAUAAAAUUUUAGAGCAUUUGCCCAAACAGAGACGGACGGGGUUGUUUUCGGCUACGCAGACUCAAGAAGUCAAAGCGCUGGCACGCGCUGGCCUGCGUAAUCCGGCCACAAUCUCUGUGCAAGUAGCAAACAACACGCAAGUAACCCCAGCAACUUUGCAGAACUACUAUUGCUUGGUAGGCCAUGAUCAGAGACUGUCGGCACUGCAUCGCUUUGUAUUGUUGAAGAAAGGCGAGAAACUUAUUAUCUUUUUCUCAACGUGUAAGUCUGUAGACUUUUUCAGUCUUGUGCUUGAAGAAUUGUUUCGGGACAAAGAAGAAUAUCCUGUCGUAGCUCUGCAUGGUAAAAUGCCGCAAAAGAAGCGCACGACGAAUUACAACCAAUUUUUAGCCCUUAAAUCAGGACUUUUGGUUUGCACAGAUGUCGUAGCGCGUGGUAUUGAUCUCCCGGAUGUAGAUUGGAUAGUGCAGUAUGACCCUCCACAGGACCCAAAUUUUUUUGUUCAUCGUGUAGGUCGUACAGCGCGUGCAGGACGUCAUGGCUGUGCUCUGUUAUUUCUGUCUUCGAAUGAAGACGCAUAUGUGAACUUUUUAAAGAUUCGUAAAGUGCCAUGUAAAGAAAUGACGCUUUCUCUGGAAACGAUGGAAGACGUAUUGCCAAAGGUCAAGUCGUUAGUUUUGGAAGAUCGGGAUUUUCUGGAAAAAGGUACGAAGGCGUUCAUAGCGUUUGUUCGGUCUUACAAAGAGCAUCAGUGCCAAUUUAUUUUUCGCUUCAAGGAACUUGAUCUAGGCGCUGUUGCACGUGGUUUCUGCCUGCUGCAGCUACCUAAAAUCAACGAAUUGCGAAAUGUUCGCAUCAAUUUUGACAAAACUGAGAUUAAAACUACAGCUAUCAAGUAUAAAAACAAGGCUCGCGAAAAGGAGCGUCAGAAAAAGUUGCUUGUUAUUGCGAAAGAGAAUGAGGCACGAGACAAGAAAAACGCUGAGAUGCGUGAAAAGAAACGCAAACGGCCGCUUGAGUGGGUUGACCAGAAACACCCUCGUCGGCGUGAGAAAAAAAAAGGAUUGCACCAGCAAAUUGUCGAGGAGUGGAAUGAACUAGCUGAGGAGGAAAAGCUGUACAAAAAAAUGAAACAAGGUAAAGUUACAGAGGAAGAGUAUGAGAAAGCGCUUUUGGGUAAGGCAGAUUGCUUCGAUGAUGAUAAGAAAAAUGGGGAUGAGGAUGGGUGCAACAAGAAGACUAAACGGCAGCUAGCCGAGGCAAAAAUAAAGGAACGGUUUCAAAAGAAGGAGCAAAUGGCCAAUAAAACGGCGGUGCAGAAGCGGGAGGCUGCCAAGCGGGAGGAACGUAUCCGUAAGCGCAAAAAGUCUCAACACAUUCAGCGCGCAAUGAAAAGAGCUCAAUAUCGAGCCCGACGCUAG